CAUGAUUCAAGGAAGAUCAAAAAAAGAACAUCAAGACGAAGGCCAUUGGGUGGGCUAAAAAUGUGAAGACGGCCGUACUUGCGGUCGUAAGUGUCGUGCCAACAUGAUGUCGGACGACGACUACUGCUCGGAAGUGCCGCACUUCCGCCGGUACUUGCCGUACCCAAGUCUACUCCUAAACAGCACCGAGGACACUUCCAUCAAUGAGCUCGAGCGCCAGCUUUUACCAACAGAGGCCGCGAGGAAGGUGUUUCGAAGGCUCCUCCAAGCCCUGUAUAAGCCCCAGAAGCUCUCCGCGCUGUUUGCGAAGCGGGCCGAGGACCGACACUUCGUCGACACCAUGACGAAGCACUGUUUCGAAAAGAACCAGGCGAACUUGUUGCGAAAAAAUAAAUCAACCAGGAUUUUUUCAGACACCAGAGAAGCGGGAGUUGUAAAUGACGACUCUUCUUCAUACGGGAGGUUCCACGACUGGGUUGAUAAGGAGUACCCCACGGUUUUGGGGAAACAAGAUUUGAGCGGAAGGGUGGUCGUUGGGACAACGAGGGAAAGUUCCUCCAGUACGAGCAAAGCAACCACGUCGUCGCCAACAACUCAGAUUGCAUCCAAAGGCAAAAAAGCCGUCGUAACCUACUUCGCUCCUUCGACCACUGCAAAAAUCUCUGCCGACGCGAUGAACUGCCUGCAGCUUUCCGCAUUGGCCGGCUCGGGUGAACAAAUUCCGGAGUCGAUCAAAGCCAAGCUGGAUUCCAAACAGUACGAGGUAAUGUGGGGCGCGGACUGUGAGGAUAG
Molecule: messenger RNA, 792 nt
Organism: Amoebophrya sp. A120
Lineage: Eukaryota; Dinophyceae; Syndiniales; Amoebophryaceae
Source: the annotation of a GenBank genome assembly